Molecule: messenger RNA, 1428 nt
Organism: Nezara viridula (southern green stink bug)
Lineage: Eukaryota; Metazoa; Arthropoda; Insecta; Hemiptera; Pentatomidae
Source: the annotation of a GenBank genome assembly
AUGGAAGAAAGAUUGGUUUGGCUUGAUAAAAUCAUAGACCAUUUCCAAAAGCAAUCACUCGAUACACCUGUCAUAGAAAAGGAACAUAUUGAAGCAGCUAUCCUUGAGAGCUCUAAAAAUGAGGUUGAUGAAGAAGAUGAUAUAAUAAGAGUUAUUUCUGCAUUUGAGGUGCCUCAAUUUGAGUACAGUUUGGAAAGGAAGAAAUUCCUUCCUUGUAAAUAUAAAACCCCAGAAUUGUAUGGUAAAUCAUCUUCCAAAGGACUUUUGACUCAGCUUAAAGAAGGUAGGUAUUAUCUUGAAGACCCUAGUGGAUUUAUACAAGUUGACUUAUCUAAUACAAAUUAUCAGGAUGGACUUUAUACGGAAUGUUGUUUUGUUCUUGCUGAAGGUUGGUAUCAAGAUAGAGUAUUGCAUGUUCAAAAUAUGGGUUUGCCACCGAGAGAAAUAUCUGACAUUAGCCGUGUUUAUUUCGGAUCUGAGAAUACUUUUGGAGGUCCUUCAAAAAUCUCACUUAGAAGCAAUGAGCGGUUAAAGGCUUUGGAGUUACAUAAAGAAGAUGCCAUGCUUGUUUUCUUGUCAGAUGUAUGGCUGGAUGUUCCUAAAGUACAAGACAAACUUUCUCAAUUAUUUUUAGGCUAUUCUACUUGCCCGCCUGCUGCAUUUGUUUUAAUGGGAAAUUUCCAGUCAGCUCAUAAAGGCUUUCAACAUUGGACCUGUUUAAAGGAUGGAUUUAAAACAUUAGGAGAACUGGUUGCCCAAUGGCCUUCCAUUGCACAGAAUUCUAAGUUUAUUAUAAUCCCUGGCCCCACAGAUUCUCAAGCAGCAAAUAUUUUGCCACGGCCUGAAUUGCCAGAAACUAUUGUGUCCGGCCUUAAGAGCAGUGUGAAAGAUGUGAUUUUAGCUACUAAUCCAUGCCGUAUUCAGUACUGUACUCAAGAAAUUGUUUUAGUGCGGGAAGAUCUUGUAACUAAGUUAUGCAGGAAUAGUGUACAUUUUCCAGAUAUGAAAGAAAUUGGGACUCAUUUUGCCAAAACGUUAAUUUGUCAAGCUCAUUUAGUACCUCUUUGUUUAAAUGUAUGUCCAGUUUACUGGGAGUUUGAUUCUGCUCUAAGAUUAUACCCAUGUCCAGAUCUGAUUGUUGUUGGUGACCAACAAAAAGAAUUUUCAGUGAAGUAUAAUCAAUGCCAUAUUAUCAAUCCUGGACCUUUCUGUAAAGCUGAGAAGAAACGAUUUUCCACACCUCUAAUCUUGUGGAUUCACUAUAAAGUAAUCCGACGCAUUCCACAAUUACAGCAAAAUUUCGCCCCAGCAAUCGGGUACUUGGCACCGCAUUCAUGGCAAAACUUGGACAUUUCCACCUUCCCGGUGUCUCCUUCAGCUCCACUCGACCUUGUCAAACUGUCAUCAUAUCAUAUCUCCUUUAUUUAA